AAAAUGAAUGAAAAUAAAGAAAUUAUUCAACAUGAUUACUAGACUCAACUUAAAGAUUUCUAUGAUUAAACUCAAGAAAUUGUAAGUUCGAUAUAACAAGGUAUUAGAAUUAAAAAAGUAUUAUUUUAUUUAAUACUCUAAGGAUAUACCAAUUCAAAUCAAUCAUUUAAUGGGACAAUUAAAACCAAUAUUAGAAUCUAUCGCAUCAAAUGCUGAAAUACAAAAAUAUAAUUGGCUCCAUUUGAGAUCACUUAUUGUUAUUACAACCAGAGAUAUGUUAAUUAAUAUGCAGAAACUUUUUCCUUAUGAAAAAACACUACAAAAUGAAGGUUUCGAAGAUGAAUUAGAUAUCGUCCUCUAAUUUCUUUGUGUUUUUGAAUAAAAGUAAUCAUUCACUUCUAAAAUAUCAGACCACCAUUUACUUUGCAACGAAUAUGUGAAUUACUUAUUGAUCCUUAAAAACAUUACAAAUCAUCCAAAAAAAUAUUGUUUGCCAUGGAAAAAUUAGUAAAUGUAAGUACAUGA
Molecule: messenger RNA, 525 nt
Organism: Paramecium sonneborni
Lineage: Eukaryota; Ciliophora; Oligohymenophorea; Peniculida; Parameciidae
Source: the annotation of a GenBank genome assembly